Solanum pennellii is the source of this 2345-nucleotide messenger RNA. RefSeq lists its product as uncharacterized. Lineage: Eukaryota; Viridiplantae; Streptophyta; Magnoliopsida; Solanales; Solanaceae. Gene Ontology annotation, molecular function: catalytic activity. The record is from RefSeq and is a predicted model, not a curated record. Gene Ontology annotation, biological process: nucleoside metabolic process. The transcript has 10 exons. The coding region runs from base 45 to 2195 and encodes 716 amino acids.
CUAUUCUCUUUAGCUCUCUCUUCUCUCAAACCCAAAGUUUUACCAUGGCAAUUUCCAAGCUUUUUUUGUCAUUUGUUUUAGCUUCCAUUGUUCUAAUUAUUACUCUAGAAGAAGCAAAUGGUGCUAUAAGUGGAAAGACUAGAAAAUUAAUUGAUAUGGCUAACAAAAAAGGACCUUAUUUAGGGUUAGUCAUUCCUAAUCUCUUUGAGAUGAACCCUCUUCUUCAACAUCCUAGUUACAAAUCUAGUGAUCUCACCAUUGAUUAUGCUGGGAGGAGAUUUCGGUUUGGAUACAUUGAUAAUCAACCAGUUGUUUUGGUUAUGACUGGACUCGCCAUGCUAAAUGCUGGCAUAACAACACAACUUUUGUUAGCAUUGUUCAAUGUUAAAGGUGUGGUGCAUUAUGGAAUUGCAGGGAAUGCAAAUCCAUCUCUAAAUAUUGGAGAUGUUGCAAUUCCUCAAUAUUGGGCACAUACUGCCCUUUGGAAUUGGCAGAGAUAUGGAGAUGGCCCUGAGAAUGAACUACCCCUUGAAGUGAAUGGAGAUUACACAAGAGAUAUUGGUUACUUGAAAAUUGCAGAAUACACAGUGAAUGUGACAAAUUGCAACUCACAUAACAAUCUUCUUAACAAUGUAUGGUACCAACCUGAAGAAGUAUUCCCUGUAUUUGGCACUCCGGAGGAUAGACAACAUAUCUUUUGGGUCCCUGUUGACCCUCGUUAUUAUGCAAUUGCCAAGAAACUCGAGGGUUUGAAACUUGUGGGGUGCUUAAACGCAACGACAUGUUUGAGUCAUCCACCCAAAGUAACAAGAGUAGCUAGAGGAACAAGUGCAAGCAUAUACUUAGAUAAUGCAGCCUAUAGAAGUUUUAUGUACAACAAGUUUGAUGUGAGUCCUGUUGAAAUGGAAAGUGCUGCUGUGGCUCUCAUUUGUUACCAACAGAAGGUACCUUACAUUGUUAUCCGUGCCCUCUCCGACAUGGCCGGAGGUGGCACUUCCCAGUCCAACGAGGCAUCGACCUUCAUCACCCUUGCUGCUACAAACUCCGUUGAAGUCACCGUCCAAUUCAUCAACCAAUUGUCUACCAAAAAAUUAUAUCAAGAUGCUACUCUCUUUUCUCUCAAACCAAUGGCAAUUUCUUCCAAGAUUUUUUUGUCAUUUGUUUUAGCUUUCAUUGUUCUAAUUAUUACUCUAGAAGAAGCAAAUGGUGCUAUUAGUGGAAAAACUAGAAAAUUAAUUGAUAUGGCUAACAAAAAAGGACCUUAUUUGGGAUUAGUCAUUCCUAAUUUAUUUGAGAUGAAUCCUCUUCUUCAACAUCCUAGUUAUAAACCUAGUGAUCUUACCAUUGAUUAUGCUGGGAGGAGAUUUCGAUUUGGACACAUUGAUAAUCAGCCUGUUGUUUUGGUUAUGACUGGACUUGCCAUGCUAAAUGCUGGGAUAACAACACAAUUGUUGUUAGCAUUGUUCGAUGUUAAAGGAGUGGUGCAUUAUGGAAUAGCAGGAAAUGCAAAUCCAUCUCUAAAUAUUGGAGAUGUUGCAAUUCCUCAGUAUUGGGCACAUACUGCUCUUUGGAAUUGGCAGAGAUAUGGAGAUGGCCCUGAGAAUGAACUACCCCUUGAAGUGAAUGGAGAUUACACAAGAGAUAUUGGUUACUUGAAAAUUGCAGAAUACACAGUGAAUGUGACAAAUUGCAACUCACAUAACAAUCUUCUUAACAAUGUAUGGUACCAACCUGAAGAAGUAUUCCCUGUAUUUGGCACUCCGGAGGAUAGACAACAUAUCUUUUGGGUCCCUGUUGACCCUCGUUAUUAUGCAAUUGCCAAGAAACUCGAGGGUUUGAAACUUGUGGGGUGCUUAAACGCAACGACAUGUUUGAGUCAUCCACCCAAAGUAACAAGAGUAGCUAGAGGAACAAGUGCAAGCAUAUACUUAGAUAAUGCAGCCUAUAGAAGUUUUAUGUACAACAAGUUUGAUGUGAGUCCUGUUGAAAUGGAAAGUGCUGCUGUGGCUCUCAUUUGUUACCAACAGAAGGUACCUUACAUUGUUAUCCGUGCCCUCUCCGACAUGGCCGGAGGUGGCACUUCCCAGUCCAACGAGGCAUCGACCUUCAUCACCCUUGCUGCUACAAACUCCGUUGAAGUCACCGUCCAAUUCAUCAACCAAUUGUCUACCAAAAAAUUAUAUCAAGAUGCUUGAUGUCUAUUACUAGUACCUUCAGUUUUUCGAAUUUGUCUCAAAAUAAGCAAAAAUCGAGAAGAUUUCUUCGGAUCGAGUCUAAUUUAUUUGUGAUUUUUCAUAUUUCAUUAAAAGUAUCGUUGCACCUAAUUUAACUAUUUACAACUUCCA